Molecule: messenger RNA, 1333 nt
Organism: Anopheles cruzii
Lineage: Eukaryota; Metazoa; Arthropoda; Insecta; Diptera; Culicidae
Gene: Vps24
Product: charged multivesicular body protein 3
Exons: 2
Coding region: 153-815 (220 amino acids)
Biological process (GO): endosome transport via multivesicular body sorting pathway; late endosome to vacuole transport; protein transport
Cellular component (GO): multivesicular body; ESCRT III complex
Source: RefSeq, a predicted model, not a curated record
GGUAACCAGAACCCAGGACCAAGGUCGCAGUACUGCUGAUUCAAUUACUAUUUACUACCGCACGAAGGCCAUUCUGGGAUUUGUUAGUUUUUUUCUGCGCGGACCACGCCGCUUAGUUAUUCAAUUUUAAGGAGCCCGCUACACACAGAGUCAUGGGACUUUUCGGGAAAUCGCAGGAACGAAACCCGAAAGAUAUGGUACAAGAAUGGACAUCAAAAUUGCGCAAAGAAUCGUUCGCCCUCGACCGGCAAAUACGAUCGAUCCAGCGAGAGGAGGAUAAAAUUAAACGGUCGCUCAAGGAGGCAGCCAAAAAGAACGACAAAGAGGUGUGCACGAUCCUGGCGAAGGAGCUAAUACGGUCCCGCAAGGCGAUCAACAAAAUCUACACUAGCAAGGCGCACAUAAAUUCGGUGCAGUUACAAAUGAAAAAUCAGUUGGCCACGGUGCGCGUGGCUGGUUCGCUGUCAAAGUCUACCGAGGUAAUGCAAGCAAUGCAAGCGCUGGUGAAGCUGCCCGAGGUUGCUGCGGCGAUGCGCGAAAUGUCGAAGGAGAUGAUGAAGGCCGGCAUCAUCGAGGAGAUGAUUGACGAAACGAUGGAAUCGCUCGAGGACGUGGAAGAGAUGGAAGAGGAAGCGCAGAAGGAGAUCGACAAUGUAUUGUGGGAAAUCACGGCGGGUAAGCUGGGCGAAGCUCCGGCGACUCCGCUGGCCAAUCCCACCAAAGACGAACCUUCCACGUCGCGCGUGGAACAGGAAGAGGAAGAGGAGGACGAUAUGAAGGAAAUGCAAAGUCGACUGCAAGCGCUGCGUUCGUGAAUGGCCGUGUCGCCGUUCGCCGUGUUAACAUCUCGCUUAAUUUUAAACACUUCACGAAAACACACACGGAACACAGUGAUGCAUCGAAAUUCUCGUUGUGGUAUUAUUAUUUGUCCACUCUGUGUAACCGACAGUCCUUCCCGGCAUCGACGAAUGUCCAUUUUACGAUCACUUAGAAUAAUAAAACACAUCCUGUAAGGAGUUUCUUCCUCUAGCGAAUGUUGAAUCUAACUCAAGUAGGCUUUUUAUUUCAUUGUGUCUCAGCAGGAUUGAUAAAAAUAUUUGUAAAAAUUUUAAAAUCAAUUUCCUGAUCAGUGAUCAUACGUCAUCAUUUGUUACUUUGGCAACCUCCAAUUGUUGGUAGAUAUUUAAAAUUUGGGCAGCCACAUCCGUAUCUUUUACAAUACAUCAAUGUGAGGUGAAAAUCAAUAAAGCACCAGCUCAUAGUGUUACACUCAAUGUACUUACGCUAAUUAUUGCCAAGGUCCGUCUUUCGUAUAGAUUCCGGUGCAGCUCAA